Molecule: messenger RNA, 879 nt
Organism: Neohortaea acidophila
Lineage: Eukaryota; Fungi; Ascomycota; Dothideomycetes; Mycosphaerellales; Teratosphaeriaceae
Product: S-adenosyl-L-methionine-dependent methyltransferase
Exons: 1
Coding region: 1-879 (292 amino acids)
Molecular function (GO): methyltransferase activity
Source: RefSeq, a predicted model, not a curated record
AUGUCUGUCAUCCGCGAUACCAUCACCCUACGCUCAUCCAUUUUCGACUACGAGUACGAGAACGGCCGACGCUAUCACGCCUACAAACCCGGCAUCUACCUCCUCCCCAAUGACGAUCGGGAGCAGGAACGCUUAGAAUCCACUUACCACAUCUGGAACCUCGUCCUCGGCGGGAAUUUGUGUCUAUCGGAGCUCUCCAAUCCACGCCGCAUCCUCGACAUAGGUACGGGCACGGGCAGUUGGGCCAUGGAUAUGGGAGACCAGUAUCCCAACGCCGAAAUCAUCGGCACCGACCUCUCCCCCAUCCAGCACGAAGAGGUGCCGAGCAACGUCCGCUUUGAGAUUGACGAUUGCCGCGACCCUUGGCUGUACGAAGAGGACUACUUUGACUUCAUCCACAUCCGCACCCUCGCCGGCGCCAUCCAGAACUGGCCGCGGCUGUUGGAGCAAUGCUAUCGCCAUCUCAAGCCCGGCGGCAAGCUAGAAAUCUCCGAGGGCCGCGCCAACUUUUGGUGGAAGAACGACACCGUGCCGGAAGACAGCUACACUUACCGGUGGCUGAAGGAAUGGCGGCGUCUGGCGCCCCAGGUGCAAUUCGACAUCUUCCCCUUCCUUCCCGACAUGCUUCGCGAACUCCCCUUCACCGGUCUUAGGCCGCUGGAGAAGCUGGUGCCGCUGGGUCCCUGGCCGCACGACAAGAAACUGAAGGAGAUUGGCGGGGAGUUCCUGUCGCUCUUCCUUGACAACACCCUCGAAGCCUUUACGCUCGCCCUCUUCACGCGCACCGGCGGAUGGAAGCAGCUGGAACUCGAGGUUCUCCUGGCUCAUGUGAGGCAGGAGCUGAUGACCGGCAAGAUGCAUUUGUACACCUUUUGGUAA